AUGGCGUCUAAGCUUGCAAUGUUGGCUAAACUGACAGAUCUGAAAGAAUUGACCGGAUUUGGUGGAUCAGACGAACCAAAAAAGGAACCUCCUACUCAAAAAGAACGGAAGGAUGAAGAGAAAAGGAAGGAAGCACAACGACAAGCUGAAGAGGAAAGAAGAAAGAGACAUCAACAAGAAGAAUACCAAAGAGAAAAGGUGAGAGAGACGAUUAGACAGAAGUAUGGAAUUAAAAAACCUGCAGAAAACUCGAAGGCGAAGAAGAAAGAGAUGGUGGCCGAGGUCGCCAAGGAUUACAACCUCAGUGUAGAGGACGCCAGGCAGCUGGAGAGAAAGAUUCAGGAGAUUCAAACUUAG
Molecule: messenger RNA, 357 nt
Organism: Eurytemora carolleeae
Lineage: Eukaryota; Metazoa; Arthropoda; Copepoda; Calanoida; Temoridae
Product: complexin-2
Exons: 6
Coding region: 1-357 (118 amino acids)
Biological process (GO): neurotransmitter transport
Molecular function (GO): syntaxin binding
Source: RefSeq, a predicted model, not a curated record